CGAACUCAAAUAUUCAAAUUUUAUUAAGAAAAUAUGAAAAAAAAGAGAGCGAAGAAGUGAAGGCAAGGGUGAACGGCAUAAUCAAAGAAGUUGGACGUUUUUCUCAUUUCCGUUGUGUUUUUUUUCUAUUCUUCAUGCAUUCCACCUUCAUCUCUCCCUUUGCCAUCUCCCGGCAUGCUUGCAGUUCAAUCAGUUGUUAUAAAUUGGCAAGCGACAAAAGAAUAGCGGAUAUUUUGCUUUAAUUUUUCAACAGAAAAGAAUUUUUUUUCCCUCAAAUUGCCAUCGCAUGAUGGUCGAACAGAAUAUGGUCGGCACAAAAGAAGAGCUUGGGAGAAAAAAACGGUACAGCUCAAUUGCUCCUAAACGUACGUGAAAGAAAGUCAAAUCAUUGUUUUUUUUUUCUGGUGAAAACGAGCAUUUAACGAGAGACGAACGAGCGAAAAAAAACAAUAAGCAUUCAACACCAUACUAUGCUAUGGUUUAAUCAACGAACAAUUUCAAAAGAACGAAACAGACAUACAGAAAGCGAGAAAAAAAAAUUAUUCCAUUUUCAUUGAGAGAGAUCAAAAGCGAAUGAAACAUAAGUGAAGAGAAAAAGAAGAAAUUGAAAAACACACACACACAGGCGAAACAAUGACGACCACGAAAUUGAAAUCAACACUGUGUUUAAAAUUUGUGCUUUUAAUUUUAUUAAGUUCAGAACUUGUGAAUUAUGUGCAAUUGGAAACGGAAAUACCGUUGCUGAGUGAUGAUCAAGAGGCUACAAUCGGUUGCCAGUUACCUGAUUUGAGAUUUGUUCGACCAAAAAAGUUUGGCUCAACAACGACCGAACAACCGUACGUAACGUUUGAAACAACGCAAAUAUUUCUACCGGAUGAAUUUACCACCGCUGAUUUGGAGGACUAUGAGCGUUCGGUUGAAACACUGUCGACGGAAACCGAUGCGCACACAUCAAACCUACGGCUAACACGAUACACUGAUUACAAUCCUUAUGCGUGGCAUGGUGGCGAUGGGGAUGAGCUGCAUGUUCCGCUGGGUAGCGCUGGCGGUGAAAGCAUUCAUCGGAACGUGAAUGGCAAGUGGGAACGCCGCAAAUUGCGAAAAAAUACAGGUCGACGCCGGUUGGACCAGCAUAAUCAGGGCCACAAGCAGACCAAACGGGAAAUUCGAGAAGAUAAACAUCAACAGCAGCAGCAGCAACGACAGCGGCAAUGGAACAUCGAUGACAACGAUGGCUCAAAUUAUGUGCUGUCGUCGUCAUCGUCUAGCAAAAACGGCCGAAAAACAAUGAAAGCAAAAAAUUCAUUUACUAAUCAAGCUGACAUUGACAGCAAUGGAAAUGUUGACACAGCCAUAGAGCACGACGAUGACAACAAUGAUGACAACAGCAACAGCGACAACGGUGACAAUGACUACGACGGCAUCGGCAACAGUAAAACAAUGAGAGUUACAUUCAAACUGAAAAAUGGUAAAAUAGUCCAUAAAAUUGCUUUGCAACGCACACAAACAGGAGAAAAUAGCCGUCGCAAUAAAGCUGGCAAACUGAAUCGAAAUGACAACGAUAGUACCGAAAGUGUCUAUAUGGAUGAUGACCAUGAUAAGAUGGUGAUGACAGGCCGAACAAAAUCAAAGGCAAACCAGACGUCAACGACAUCGACGACGUCGACAACAGCAACAAGAACAAGAACAAGAACAACAACGGCUAAUGCUUACAAUGCUUUGACCGAUAACGACAAUACUUUCCAUGCUGACACGAACGCACAAAAUGUCGAAGACAUUGACACAAUAGCUACAAUGAACCAUGAUAAUGAGUCGUUUAACGAUACCAAAAAUCAAUUGCAUCGCAUCAAACGAAAGUCGGGAAAGGCUGCAGGAGCCCUUGGUCGGCCCAAGACAAGCGAUAGUGGUUCAAAGAGUACAAGUCGUAAGAAAGAACAUGGAAAUGAGGAAGAAGUCGGUCCAGUGCCGUACGGUCCUGAUGAAGAUGAAGAACCGGAGGAGGGCUCCGAAGAAGACUCCGAGGAAAUAUCAUUUGAUGAGGUUACUGAAGUUCGUUUUCCUGGCGAAGUUGGUCCGAUGGGAGAUCGUCGUUUAUGCAAAAUACGAUGCGUAAAGGGAAAAUGGGUCGGUCCAUUGUGCGCCGCAACGACGACUAAUGAAGAGGAUGAUCAUGGCCAACUGAAAUUUCAGCCGUUGUACAAAAGUUGUAAUGUGAAUCGGAUCCCACCCCAUUUGUUGCUUAGCUACAAAAAUAUAUCAGUGAGCGUUGGAUGGGAUGUACCACAUGGUCACUCUUUGCAAGCACGUUGCAAAGAUUUGGGAUUAUAUAAAUUGCUAGGCGAAACUCGUGUCCUUUGCUCAAAUGGGUUAUGGGCACCUCGUAUGCCGUCCUGCGUUCCAACGACACUAUUAACGAACUUCUCGGAUGACAGUCCGCCGUCGAUUCGUAUCAAAAUUGGAAUUGGUUCCGGUGCAUUUGAGCCAUCAGGUGUAUUGGCCGUGUUACCGGGAAGCACCAUACAUUUGGAUUGCAUGUACGUACGACGUCGUGGUAAUCCUGAGUGGACAUGGACUGGUUGGCAUCGAACAUAUCAAACAGGUUGGUCUAGUGCACCGGAUGAGAAGGCGACCAAAUAUCGUUUAACCAUUAAGGAUAUUCAGCAACAGGAAUCUGGAACAUAUACUUGUACAUCACCACGCGGUCUAACCAACAGCAUUGUCAUUAUUGUCGCAAUGUCAACAUGUCAAGAACAACCAACUCCUAUGCCACCAUUAACUUUACAACUCGAAGGACUAAAAUUGGGUCAGCGAGCACUGUAUUCGUGUCCAGUUGGCUAUUCCAUUCAAGGCAUAUCAAAUGCAACUUGCUUGGCUUCCGGCAAUUGGUCUUCACCGGCACCCACGUGCAAUCCAAUCCAAUGCCCAUCACUUUUCCUUGAAGAUCCGCACUUAAGUUUAACGGAGCUAAAUACAUCAGCAUGGGGUAAAGCCGUGUUCAAAUGUUCAUGGGGCUAUCGCUUGAGCGGACCACCGAGUUUGGAGUGUGAGGCGAGCGGAUCAUGGAGCGGUCCAGUACCACGAUGCAGAGCAAUUCAAUGUGCUACACCGCUUGUACCAAUAAAUGGUCGGAUCGACGGAACGAGUGUAUCAGCCAGCCAUCGAAAGUAUGCGGUCGGUGCUUUGGUGACAUUUAGCUGUAACGAAGGGCAUUUGCUCGUCGGUGAAGCCAGUAUCGUUUGCACUGAGACCGGAUUUUGGUCACAUCCUCCACCAUUUUGCAAAAGUCAAUGUCCAUAUCCGGGGGAUCCACCAAAUGGUUUGAUAGCACCGCUCAAGUUCCACUAUGAUCCUGGCGAUUAUUUGAGCGUGCAAUGCCGACCUGGUUUUGUUGAAUACGGUACAAAUACGAAUGGACCACCUGAACGACCGAGAUGUUUACCGGAUGGCAAUUGGUCGGGACCGGUGCCCCAAUGCCGUAACUACGAAGAAGUUUGAACUAAAUGAAUCCCUCUGCAACAAAAAAAACUUUAUUGCAAUACAGUUUCCAUUUCCAAUUUCCUCUUACAUUUACAACUUUACACAAAAAAAAAUUCCCUCUUGUUUAUACUAAUUAACAGAAGAAAAAAAAACAUAUAUUUAAAAAAAAUAUUCUAAUUAUAUCAAUUGCAAAAAAAAAAUUACCAAAAAAAAAACAUAAUAUUUGUUGGUAAACAUUUAGCUGCAGCGGCAACAACAAAAAAUCAAAUACAAAAAAAUGUCCCCAUAGUUGGAUUUGUUUGAUUCUCCACACACAACAACAACACUUUAUUCCGUUUGCAUUCCAAUUUACUAACUGUAUAUAUAGAAGCAGAGCCGUAGCCACGGGGGUGCGAAAGGGCGCCGAGCGCCCUCUAACGAUUCACAAGCGCCUUUCCCUAUUUGAAGAACGCUUCAAAAUAUAUGUACGUUCAGAAAUAUUCCUCGAAUUGUAUCAAAGUUUUGACAUUAAGCGGGAAAAUAUUAUUUGACGAAAAAAACACAAUGGUAGCAAUCAAAUCUUUGAAAACUAAGUGAAGCCAAUAGUUUGAAAAAGGAAACGAUGGCAAUUUUAAAUGAAUUUUCUGUCCGUUUGAAUCGAUUGUAGUAUUGUCGCGCCAUUAGCAAUGUUAAUUUGUAUAUGAAUCGUUUGUUUCAAGUUCUGCCGUUUUAGUUGUCAUAACUGUUGUUUUUGCGAGCGCCCAUGAGCGCCCCGGACGUUCCGAACUGGCUACGGCCUUGUAUAGAAGAUGGAUUAUCAAAUCAAAGUAUUAAUUUUAAUACAGUUUAAGCAUAUCAAAUGAUGAACAAAAUCAAAUUCACCGUGUCUGCAGUGGAGAGUGAAAAUAAAAUAAAAGACAACAUAAAAGAGGAAUAAACAGCAGCAGCAGCAGCAGCAGUAACAAUAAUAAAAAAGAGGAGAAAAUUUAUCAAAAUGUUUGGCUGAAGUGCGUUUGCCCACUGCAUGCGAGAGAGAAAAUGUGUGCAAACGAAUUAGAAACACAGAACAAAAAUAUAGAUUUACAAAGAAUAGAGACCAUCUAUUAUGUAUUGUACAGAAGUGCAUGAGCAAUAUGUUUUUUUCCCUUGACAUUUAUCGAUUUGAUCAUGGCAAUUAUUAGUUUUAAAAAGUUCAAUGAAACCAAUUAACAAUCUUAUAUAAUAUUCACUGUUCAAUCAAACCAAGAAAGAGAAAAAUUGAGAAAUUUUGAUGAAGAGUAUUUUCGAAGGGUUGAGAGUCAUUUGUUGAGCAAUUUUCCAGAGCGAAACUAUUGUGUUUCGCACACUAGAACCCAGGCCAAAUGGCAAGAAUAAAAAAAAUGAAACACACAAUUCCAUUUUCGUUUUUGCGUUCAUUUAAUGGCAACAAGUAAUGUAACACGUGUAAUGAUUUUUAGUGGCAAUAAAAUACUGAAGUUUCAAGAACAAACCAAA
Sitodiplosis mosellana (orange wheat blossom midge) is the source of this 4950-nucleotide messenger RNA. RefSeq names its product locomotion-related protein Hikaru genki (gene hig). NCBI's taxonomy places the organism in Eukaryota, Metazoa, Arthropoda, Insecta, Diptera, Cecidomyiidae. The record is from RefSeq and is a predicted model, not a curated record. The transcript has 14 exons. Bases 634 to 3495 code for a protein of 953 amino acids.